GACCAUCUGUUCCUCCAGCGCGCCCCUGUGCCCAAGAGGCGCUGACCCCAUGGGGCUUCUCCCUCUGGGAUGGGGAGGCCCCUGCGUCCCAGCGUCCGCCCUCGCGCCUCGCCCCGCCCAGCCGCAGAUAUAAGGCGCCGGUGCUGCUGUUUCGCUCCCCGCCGCCCGCCGCCACCCGCGUCCCCAUGGCCGGGCUCGCGAUGCUGGUGGCUGCCGCCCUGGCGCUGUGCCUGCUGCUGGCGCCCCCCGGCCUCGCGUGGUACAAGCAGGCGGCGGGGCCGGGCUACUACUCCGUGGGCCGCGCCGCGGGGCUGUUGUCCGGCUUCCGCAGGUCGCCGUACGCGCGGCGCUCCGAGCCCCCCGUGGGCACGGGACCCCCGGGACGGGCCGGCGCCUUCCCGGAGCUGCGCCCCAGCCUGCGGAGCCUCGCCGUGUGCGUCGAGGACGUCACCCCGAACCUGCAGAGCUGCGAGCGGCUCCCCGACGGCCGCGCCAUCUUCCAGUGCAAGGCCGACGUCUUCCUGUCACUCCGCGCCGCGGACUGUCGCAGCACGUGAACCCCAACCCUGGAACGUGGACCUGGCCUGGCUCCCGCGGGCACACCCUGGGGCCCGCCCUUGCCCUGGCCCCAGAUGGCACCCAGUACCGCCCACCCAUCCCCAUAGUAAAUGGCUUAAUGAAUAAA
Messenger RNA from Balaenoptera ricei (Rice's whale), 685 nucleotides. It is a transcript of the gene NPB, whose product is annotated as neuropeptide B. Gene Ontology annotation, biological process: G protein-coupled receptor signaling pathway; feeding behavior. NCBI's taxonomy places the organism in Eukaryota, Metazoa, Chordata, Mammalia, Artiodactyla, Balaenopteridae. Gene Ontology annotation, molecular function: G protein-coupled receptor binding. The record is from RefSeq and is a predicted model, not a curated record. The transcript has 2 exons. The coding region runs from base 186 to 557 and encodes 123 amino acids.